Messenger RNA from Acanthopagrus latus (yellowfin seabream), 7582 nucleotides. RefSeq names its product ubiquitin specific peptidase 19 (gene usp19). The record is from RefSeq and is a predicted model, not a curated record. Gene Ontology annotation, biological process: protein deubiquitination. NCBI's taxonomy places the organism in Eukaryota, Metazoa, Chordata, Actinopteri, Spariformes, Sparidae. Gene Ontology annotation, molecular function: cysteine-type deubiquitinase activity. The transcript has 26 exons. Bases 511 to 5226 code for a protein of 1571 amino acids.
AGCCAGGAAGUGGCCUAUGCGCGCACUCAUUUCAGGUUUGGCCGGGCAGCAGUGUAUUUUGUUCCAAACAAAGUAGGAUUCACGCCGCAGAGGCCGGAUGACACCGAACUGACACCAGACGGAGCCCCUUUUCAGAUGCUGUUUUUGUUGUUUAAUUCUUUUAAAUAAGUACUUUCAAGUUACCAAAAAUGGGUCCCGGAUAAAUGAAAGAACAUUCCAGAAACACCGUGGACUACGGGGUUUCGAGUGCGGGCAGGAGCGCAGCGGCCCGCGGCUGUGAAGGAGCUUAGCAGCUCGUGUGUGUGGAAGGAACAACAUUCGGUUCUCGCCAAAUUGAAGCCCCGUCCCCACCCCCCCCCACAGCCUUCCUGAUUCUGUUCUGGGAGAGUUCAGACCAGUAUCAUCGCCAAGAUAGCCGGGCCAGGCAGAAAGAGGCACACCUCAGAUCCAGACCCCAGCAGCGGUAGUGAUUCUGGCGACGGGCGGCCUGUCAGCGCCAAGUGCCUGAAGAUGGCCAGCAGCGGUGGUAACGAGACAGUGGGCCGUCGUGGUGGGGCUCAGCAGAGAGGAGGCAGUGGUAGGGACAACAGCUCUGACCUGUCCUCCAGUACCAGUAAGAAGAAGCAGAAGGACAGGGCCAACCAGGAGAGCAGAGAAGCCAAGAGGGCAGCAGCAGCUGCAGAUGGAGUGAUUGCUGAGGUCAAGAAAGAUGUGUUUGUGGACUGGAAGCAGAAUGUCAAUGAAGUUACUGUGAGACUGCGCUGUGGGGAGGGUGUGCAGAGGAUAGAGGAUAUCAACACUACCUUCACUGAUACACACUGCCAUGUGUGCUUCCCGGAUGGACGGGAGUGGCGCUGCCAGUUGCAGGAGGAAAUUGAGGCCUCGUGUAGCAGAGUCCAGUACAAAGAGAAGGGAGGUAUGCUGCACGUCAUCAUGCAGAAGAAGAUUCCCUUUCACAUCUGGCCUUCACUUAAGUCAAACAAGAAGGAGAAGGAGGCAGUUCCCACAGAGACCAAAAAUGACAAGGAGCUGGAGAUGAAGCCUGUUGCCUUGGAUUCAUCAGACAAACCCAAACCGUCCCCCUUGCAGCCGAAACUCCAGCCCCAGCCGCCCUCCUCACCUGCACACAGCGAGUUUCGGCGCAGCGGUAGCAAAGCUGAGCGGUCUGUCAAGCGCUGCCUGAAAAACAAAACGGUGUCCGACAAGGCCACCACAGACUCUGUAGGGGUGAAAGGUGGAGCUGGAGAUGGCUCAGCCACCAUUAGCAAACCAGUUACGGUCACAAAAGGUGAGCAGCAGCCUCAGGAACCCAGUGCCAAGCGCACCAUUGUACGGCCGCCCAAGACCACCAAGGAGGCCGCAUCCCUGGUCGACAGGGACACACAUGCUGUGAAGUCUACAGUAGCCAAUGGCAAAGCUCCUCACUCACAUCUGCCCGCUGGUCGGAGCCCACAAACACAACGCAGAGAUGGAGACAACAAAGCAGAGAGACUUGGCAGUGGACAGGAACAGAAAGCAGACGCUACCAGCCAUACCAACAAAACUCAGGUGGCAGAGAAGCGAAGCCAGUCAUCAGACAGGUCUGGAGCAACAGCACAUGGCAGUGAUAGCCAACCAGCAGCUCACAUCAGCACCAGUGACCGUCUAAAACCUGUCUCCUUGAACAACGACUCGGCUUCUCCAGAAACAUCUGGAGAUAGAACUGACUCGGAGCCAGAGAAAAAGCCUGUUGAGCAGGAAUCAGAGCAGGAUACUCUGAUUGGCCAGCAGCUUGGGUCUAAAGAAGCAGGUUCAGCACCAGCUGUUGGAGCGGCUGCCAAACGUGGCCAGUCACCAAGUCUAGUCCCGAGGCAGGGCAGCUGUGACGGAGAGGAGAAGAGGGACCAGUCGAAGGAGGAGCCUGCUCUGGAAUUAAAGCAACAAGAAGCCCCGGAGCCAAUGAUUAACCUGCAAUUUGUGAAGAAUGAUUCAUACGAAAAGGGCACAGACCUGAUGGUGGUUAAUGUUUACAUGAAGGGGAUCUGCAGGGACACAGCCAGGGUCCUGUUCAGGGAACAGGACUUCACCCUCAUCUUCCAGACGAGCGAUACUAACUUUCUGCGGCUUCAUUCAGACUGUGGGCCGAACACAGUCUUCAAGUGGCAAGUCAAACUCAGGAACCUGAUUCAGCCUGAGCAGUGCAGCUACUCCUUCACCCCCUCCAGACUGGACAUCACGCUGAAGAAGAGGCACAGCCAGCGCUGGGGGGGUCUGGAAGCUCCUGCAACACAAGGUGCAGUGGGGGGCGCCAAAGUGGCUGUGCCCUCCAGCCCUGCAUGCAUGGAGAAGAGCCAGCCGGGCAGCAGCCAGCACAGCCUGCCAGCCAAGGAAGAGCCUCCGAGGGUUGGGGAGGAGAAACCCAAGGCCCCGAAGGCCUCAUCCAGAGUUGAGGAUGGCGGUCUGGAAACUGUGGCUCCUCGUACUGUCUCUGAGCAUGUUCCCAUCACCAAGACAGAGCCCACUGUUACCACGCCUAAACCUACCUGCAUGGUGCAGCCUAUGACCCAUGCAACUCCUGCCAGCAACGAGCGCCAUGAAGAAGAGGAGGAGAAAAAGGUGUGCCUGCCUGGUUUUACAGGAUUGGUCAACCUGGGCAACACCUGUUUCAUGAACAGUGUCAUCCAAUCCCUGUCCAACACCAGAGAACUCAGGGAUUACUUCCAUGAUCGAGCAUUUGAAGCAGAAAUUAACUGUAAUAAUCCACUUGGAACAGGAGGCAGACUGGCCAUUGGUUUUGCUGUGCUGCUCAGGGCCCUUUGGAAGGGAACACAUCAUGCCUUCCAACCCUCUAAACUCAAGGCGAUCGUGGCCAGUAAAGCCAGUCAGUUUACAGGUUACGCCCAGCAUGAUGCCCAGGAGUUCAUGGCUUUCUUACUGGACGGGCUUCACGAGGACUUGAAUCGCAUCCAGAAUAAACCGUACACAGAGACGGUUGACUCUGACGGACGGCUGGAUGAGGUGGUAGCGGAGGAGGCGUGGCAGAGACACAAGAUGAGAAAUGACUCCUUUAUAGUGGACCUCUUCCAAGGCCAGUUUAAAUCGAAGCUUGUGUGCCCUACAUGCUCCAAGGUGUCUAUCACCUUUGACCCCUUCCUCUACCUGCCCGUGCCCUUGCCCCAGAAACAAAAGGUGCUCUCAGUUUUCUACUAUGCUAAGGAACCUCAUAAAAAACCCAUUAAGUUUCUGGUGAGUGUGAGCAAGGAGAACUCCAGCACUGCUGAAGUCCUUGAGUCCAUCUCCAGGAAUGUCAGGGUCAAACCAGAGAACCUCAGACUGGCAGAGGUGGCAAAAAACCGCUUUCAGCGCAUGUUCCUGUCGUCCCAUUCCCUGGACACAGUGUCCUCCUCUGACAUGUUGUUUUGCUUUGAGGUGCUUUCCAAAGACAUUGCCAAAGAGAGAGUGGUGUUGCUCAGAGUGCAGCAGAGACUGCAGGUCCCCAAUAUCCCAAUCUCCAAGUGUGCUGCCUGCCUGAAGCCUCCAGUGUCUGAAGAAGACAAGCUAAAGCGGUGCACUCGCUGCUAUCGCGUCGGCUACUGCAAUCAAGUGUGUCAGAGGACUCACUGGCCCAAUCACAAGGGUCUGUGUCGACCCAACACAGAAAACGUGGGCCUGCCCUUCCUGGUCAGCGUGCCCGAGUCUCGGCUCUCCUAUGCCCGCCUCACCCAGCUGUUGGAGGGUUACUCCAGGUUCUCUGUCAAUGUGUUCCAGCCUCCUUUCCAGUCAGGCAGGACAUCCCCUGAAACACCCCAGUGUCGGGGGGACCUCCCCACAAUGCCAGCAGGAUCUCCUGACAGUCUUGGGCCCAGCGAUGAAGCUAUGGGUGGUAGCAGUGCUGAAGGAGCAGGCAAUCUGGAGCUAGAGAGCCCCUCUCAGCUGCCUGAGUCCCAGGCAGAGUGUGCUCAGGCCUCAGCCCUCCCAUCCGGGGAAUCAGACUCCCACUCCUCCUCCCAGACCUCCCUCCCCACAACACGAACUACAGACUCUGGAUUCUCUGAGCCUGUCUCCUCUGCGUCCUGUUGCUCUCUGGACCCUCAUGCUGAAAAAGAGACAUCCUGUGAGAAGGUGGUGCGACCAGAAGCUGCAGUAACAGGCUAUCAGCAUCCAAGUGAGUCGGCAUCAGGUCACGCCAGUCAGUUCUACAUCGCUGUGCUGGACUCUAACAACAAGGAACAGAGGCUGGAUGAGAGAGAGGAUGCACUGGGUGACCUCCCAGAGGAUGCAACCCUGGAGCUGGUGUGGAAAAACAAUGAGCGUCUGAAGGAGUACGUCCUGGUGAGCUCCAAGGAGCUAGAGUAUGAAGAGGAUCCCGGCUCCCUGAGCGAAACAGCCAGAGCAGGACACUUCACCCUGGAGCAGUGCCUCAACCUCUUCACAAAGCCAGAGGUGCUGGCACCAGAGGAGGCAUGGUACUGUCCAAAGUGCCAGCAGCACCGAGAGGCCUCUAAACAACUGCUGCUGUGGCGUCUGCCCAACGUUUUGAUCAUCCAGCUGAAACGCUUCUCCUUCAGGAGUUUCAUCUGGAGGGAUAAAAUCAACGACAUGGUGGACUUUCCAGUCAAGAAUCUGGAUCUGAGUAAGUUCUGUAUCGGGCAGAAGGAUGAGAUGCAACAACCGCCCAUCUACGACCUGUAUGCAGUCAUCAAUCACUACGGAGGAAUGAUUGGAGGCCACUACACGGCCUAUGCUCGCCUGCCAAGUGACAAGAACAGCCAGCGCAGUGACGUUGGCUGGCGUCUCUUUGAUGACAGCACCGUGACAAUGGUGGAUGAGAGUCAAGUGGUGACGCGCUACGCCUACGUCUUGUUCUACAGACGACGAAACUCCCCUGUGGAGAGGCCGCCACGCUUCCUCAGGCCUGUAGGAGCAGAGUCGCCCACUUCUGCAGGAGCUACUGCCAGCCAGGCCUCUCUAAUAUGGCGGGAACUGGAGGAAGAAGAAGAGGGGCUCGAUGAAGGUGAACUGUUCCGAUCAUCACUGUGGAGGGGACAAACGUCGAGGAACAGAAGUGAGGAAGAUGAAGACAGAAGUGAAGGGUCGGUGCGACGGCGUCGCAGGCGGAGGAUGUCGGACUAUCCGGACGAUGACUGUGUGCGAUAUUUUGUUCUGGGCACGCUGGCAGCCCUGUUCGCUCUGUUUAUCAACUUGAUCUACCCUCUCCUGUACAAAGUGGACUUUAGAGGUGGCUAGAGGGGAACGUACUUUGGCCGCAGCCUUCAGAAAUAAGAAAAUAUGUCGGUCAAACAAGGGGAGGUUAGAUGGGAAAGAUUAAAUCACUACUCUUGAGAGAGAACCAUCACCCACAGGUCCUCGGCUGGUAAAAUGGUUCACCAUCCUACCCAGCACUUGAAGGGUACAACUUUACAUGGCUCAGCCCUUUAAAACCAUUUUGGCACUAUAUCAGAAGUUAUAUGACACUGAGGUAAAAUAAUUAGAAAACUGUAUUUAAAGCUUCAGUACAGUGAUACUAUCAGCAUACAGCUCAAGUAUAUUGAGUGUAAACUAUUCACUACAUUGCCUCUAUGCAUUUUAUGGACUCUUGCUUCCAAUGAAUGAAAAAACAUUUGCAGUUUUUAGUGUUGCAUUUGUUCUCAGCUCAUGGGCUCAAUGAGCUUCUGAAGGCCAUAGUCGAGCGUGGGCGUUCAUUCUUGAUCUUUAUAGAGAAAAAAUAAUAACCAUGAGAUUUAUUUUGUGGCAUAGUUGUACAAUAAUGCAUCUAAUGCUUUAAAGAUGACAAUUAUGAUAUAAUCAUUCAAGUACAAAGAGAAAACUGCAGAUGAAACCAUGUCGAAGGCCUUUUGUUUUUAUUGCACUACACUCUUAAGAGUAUACGAUUGCAAAUUCCAGCAGUGAAAAUGCAAAUGGAUGAAUGGAGCUUGUGUGAGAGGAGGCACUUCAGCAGUGACUCAUUUUAAAUGCUACAUCAUGAUGCAAAGAGUAGCAUCUGUUUUGUGUGACCAAUUGCUUAUGACGUUUUAAUGUAAAAUUGAUUGAUGGGCCUUACAAUUGCUGUUUGUGUCAAAAUGUACAGUAGUUCCAUAAUUUCCAUAAUUUUUGUAUGUUUGGUUUCUGUUGAAAUGUUUGUUUCUUUUUAAGCCAUAGCCAGAUGAGGGUUUUAAAUUCUCAGGAUUAAAUGUAGUGAACAAUGGUCCAGUGGUAAAAUAGUACAAAAUCAGAUAACAGCUGCAUUGAGACAAGACUGCAUUUAUUGACCAUGCAGUCUUGUUACAGCCAGGUUAAACUACAAAUUUGCAGUCAGUGAGGAAGUACCGUCCACUUCUGAAUGUAAUGUUUUUCAAUGUGUUGAACUCUUUUGAGUGGAGUUAUGGAUUAUAUACAGUUUUAGACUUCUAAAACAUCUGAGAUGAACAUUUAACUGAUGAAGAAUGUAAUCAGUUUCCUAAUUUGUCUUUAAUUUAAAAAUCGAAACAUUUUUCUCUUUUAAUCACACAUACGACCUCUUAUUUUAAAUCCUUGAAAAAAAUGACAUCAGAUUAGCAUCAGUUAAAAUAUUUGAAUACGCAGAGCAUGUGUUUCCUCUGCUGCUGCAGUGAUUGAGUGUGUAGGUGGGACUCAGGGAAAUUUCAGAGCGGUUCUGGUAUCAAGGCGGUGUACAGUGAUCUGCGUUUGCCUUAAAUGCUCACCAUAGCUCAGAGCAGACUGUGUAUACUUGACUUAGACAUAUGCAAGACUGAAGUCUGACAAGUUUUUAUAGCUUAUCAGUCACUACUAUGUUGUACCCAUCAUAAAAGGCAGUACUGGGAUCAGUGGAUGUUAAAAUUGUCCUGACGGCUGAAGUUGAACUCCGGUGUUUUCUGCACAAGCUGAGCUCUUUUUAAACUACAAAUGCUAAUGUGCUGUUAAAGGGUAACUCCAGCAAUUUUACACAUGUGAGUGCAUUUACAGGUAUUAGGGAGUGGACUUUGUUGGAUUACUGUAUAUGUAAAAGAAGUAGCUUAAAGCCUUUUGAUGUCUUCUGAGGAAGCUGCUUGUGUUCGGAUAUUUUUUAUAAAGUGGCUUAGUUGCAUUGUGGGUAAUGCAGGUGCCUAGUUUUGGACACAAAAAUGGUUAUGUCUGGUUCUGCUGUAUCAGUUUGGAUCAUUUGCGUAUGCAAGGCCAAACCAGAGGACUGCUUUUCAGUAUCUGGCGCCUACUUAACCCACAAUGCUGCAGCCAUGGACAUUACUUACGGCAAUUUAUCAGAUUACAAACUUGGCUUUGUACUACUUUUUCUCCCAAAAACCUGUAAACACACUUUGGUGUGUACAGCUGGUGGAGUUCCCCCUCAAGUUGAUUUGAUGUAAAUUAAUCUGACUGAAAGAUAUAACUAUGUAUGUGUGUGUACUAUAAACUUAGAGAGAAUACUCUUGUAUUUUGUAAUUAACUGAUCUAAGGUCUCUGUACUAGUACUGUAUUUAAAAGAAAAAUCAUAACCUAUUUAAAUUUCUCUGCAAUAAUGUAUCUAGAUAUCUCAACCUCAAUGCUGCUCUCUGAUAUAUAUAAAACCUUGUACUCCUUUUGGAAAUAAAAUCUCCAUCUGUUUAUA